GACCUUGGGAAAUCAAUGAGUGAAGCUUUGGGGCCCCUCUCGCGAGAAGUGGCGGCGGGGCGGGCGGAGCCGCGAGAGGGCUGCCCGGGGAGGGAAGCACGUGGGCCUCGCGCGCGCUCCGUGCUGGAUCCUCUGCUGCCUCGCGCCGCUGGAGGCAUGGAAGACCCGAAGGCGCUUUCUCCGGAGGAGGAGGAGAAGCAGGAGAGCGAGGGGCAGCGCGUGCAGCUGAAGCAGGAAGCGCCCGAGGCGCGCGGCGAAGGAGAGCCCGGCUCCGAUUGGAGCAUCCCGCCGCACGCGCCCGCCUGCAUGGAGCGCCACCUGGAUGGGGCCCACUACCGGGCAGAUGGUUCUCUGCUCCUGGGAGCCUCCAGCUUGAGUGGGCGCUGUUGGGUGGGCUCAAUUUGGGUCUUCAAGGACUCCUCCAAAGCUCCCAACGAAGGCUUUUGCUCGGCCGGAGUCCAGACGGAAGCCGGAAUCGCAGAUCUGAAAUGGGUUGCGGAUAAAGGCAUCUUGGUAGCUUCAGACUCAGGCGCUUUGGAACUUUGGGAGCUUGAUGAAAAUGAGACCUUGAUAGUGAACAAAUUUUGUAAGUACGAACAUGACAACAUCGUGACGACAGUGAGUGUCCUCCCCAACAACACACAAGCCAUCAGCGGAAGCAAAGACUUCAGUGUGAAGAUCUGGGACAUCCCACAGCAAACAGUGCUCAACACCUACAGAGCCCAUACUGGUCAGGUGACAUGUGUGGCCUCCUGUGCUGGGAAGGAUACAGUCUUUCUAUCCUGCGCUGAGGAUGGCAAGAUUUUACUCUGGGAUACAAGACUGCCAAAACCAGCAACCCGGAUAGCCUGCAGUGCCUUUAGCAACCUCCCUACCUCACUGAUGUGGCAUCCACAUCGAAGUGACUCAUUUGUAUUGGGUGAUGAAAGUGGAACAGUUGCUCUUGUGGAUACGAAAAAUGCGGAUCCUGUCCUUAGCUCACCUGUGCACUCUCGAGGUGUCACGGCAUUUGCUUUUUCUGCACAUAGUUCACCUCUUUUGGCUUCCAUCAGUGAAGACUGCUCAGUAGUUGUCCUUGACUCUAGCUUUUCAGAAAUCUUUAGAAACCGCUCCCACCGAGACUUUGUGAAAGGCCUAUCAUGGUCACCAUUGAACAAAAGCUCACUGACAACAGUCGGAUGGGACCAUCAAGUUCUACAUCACACUGUUCCAACACAGAAUAACCACCAUUCUGGCAAAAACAACAACAUAACUGCAUAACUUUAUAUGUUCUGUUUUGAAUUCUUCUCCCUGCAUAGCAUCCGUUUGUUCUUGAGUCCUGAGGUUGGAUGUGGCCUUUGCUGUGAACAAGGGUCCAGUAGCAAUUUCAUGUUAGAGGAACCACUUUCAGCCAGUUAGAUUCCCCGGUUAACAGGAUUUAACAAUAAUGUGAAUUGGAAGAGAAUAUCCUUUAUUUUAGUUUUAGAUGUGUUACACUUUCUAGAAACUCCAAAGUUAUAGAGGAGAAUGUUAAAAAGAUAAAGUAGAAGAAGAGCUUACAGUAAUUUCUGCAAUUUUUUUCCAACCAGAAUUACAUUAAUGACUUAAGAGACAUAAGUAAUUUAGCCAAAAGAGUAAAUGAACAUUGCUAAGAAGAUUGGAAUUUUGGACAUUUUUUUUUGUUUAAAGAAUUUUCUUUUAUCCCUGGAGGUUCAUGAGACUCACCUUUUCCAUCCCUGUUUAGGAUAUUUAUUUAGUCUAAACUGUCCUGCCUUACAAAUGCAGUCUUUGUGGUGCAAAUAAUUGUGAUCUACAAGAAGGAAAAGUCUUGACACAUUAGUCCUUGUCAAAUACAUGGGGCUUAGGUGUGGUACUGUAGGUUUGAUUUUUAUAUAUUAUCAGGGAAAUGCCUAGUAUGCAACAGAAGACACUCAUCUCCUGUAAUGCUGCUUUUUUCUUCUUCAGUGUUUCCAUCAUGGAAAGCUAGAACCUACUGGUGAUAUACCAGAUAAUUGCUCAGCUAAUUUUAUGUGUGCCCUUGGAAUUGUGUUUCUUGAACAUUACAUCUUCUUCAACUCCCUAGGACUUUAGCAAUGUAAAAGGAAUUUGUGAUGUUUGGAGACCUGCUGUUUCAGGAGAAAGAUGGGUGCAAAUUCAUUUUUUUUUGUGGGGGGGGCAUGCUAAUUCCUUGUAUCCUAGUACUCUGAUACAAAGAAGUAACUCCUCCCUUCAAAAUGGGUUCUGCGAGGAUACAAAGAAUUAGCUCCUCCCUUCAAAUUGUAUUCUAGUACAACCCAUGUAUGCAUUAUGUUUUGAUUCUUAUCAUCCUAGUUCAGGUGAGGUCAUUUUGUGAAGCUGUGUUGUACUCUUCACCCUUUUACAAGUCUGGAUGCACAAAUGUGCUUCAUUUUGCUGACUUACGAGUAUAGCAUGUGGAUGACAGGUUGUUCCUGUCCGAAGAAAGUGAGAAGCUGCAACUGUUUUUUUUGUUUGUUUUUAAGAUGGCCCUUAAUUUUCCCACCAAUUCUGAAGGGGACUUUGCAGAUUUUGGAAAUAAGGCUCACUGGCUUGGAAAUGGGGUAAACAAAGAGUUAAUCUAUUUUAAAGCCUCACUUUGAUCUCUCCAUUUAGAUUGAAGAAUGCAUUCAAAUAAAAACAUACAAAAUUUGAGGAGAAUGAGUUGAACAGCUCAGUGGUUUUCAAAUCCUACAGGCCUGCUUGCAGAAGCUAAGUGUAAGUUUUGUGCACCAUCACCAUCAGGGUUACAGCAGAGAUGACUGAUUAAGAAGCCAUUUUCCUAAAUAUGUGGCCAUUAGACCUUCAAGGACAUAGGGAAUUUGAAACUUAGGUGUUUGUAGAUUGGUGUAAUUGCUGUGUAAAAUCCAAAGUAUUGGUAGUGUCCACAGCAGUUUUCUGGACUUGUAGUCUAGUUUGUUAUUGUAUGUAUUUCCAUUUUUUGUUCACUGUAUUCACUCCCAGGAUCCAUGAAGGAGUAUUAGGUAUAUUGUGUGCAUGCUGAUGGUGACAUGUUGUGGUUUUAUAAUGGGAUUUUAUCAGGAGACCUAUUGAAGGAGGGGUUUUCCCCCUGUCUGUGAUCUUCUGAAGAAAGGAAGAAAAAAAUUGUCCUUGCUAGUUUGAAGCAAGCACUACUCCAGGACCUUUGUAAUAUAUGAAAUAAGUGAUGACUACAUACAAAUGAGAGCGAGGCAGUUUCUGUUUUGUUUUUGUUUUUAAAUAAAUCUCUUCUAAUUUUGAAA
This is a messenger RNA of Anolis carolinensis (green anole), 3236 nucleotides long. It is a transcript of the gene wdr77, whose product is annotated as WD repeat domain 77. The coding region runs from base 16 to 1260 and encodes 414 amino acids. NCBI's taxonomy places the organism in Eukaryota, Metazoa, Chordata, Lepidosauria, Squamata, Anolidae. Gene Ontology annotation, biological process: oocyte axis specification. Gene Ontology annotation, cellular component: methylosome. The transcript has 10 exons. Gene Ontology annotation, molecular function: protein binding. The record is from RefSeq and is a predicted model, not a curated record.